CCACACGGGUGAAGCCACCUCCGGCCUCCACAGCGGCUCCUCCCAGGCUCUUCCUCGCUGCUGUCUAUUCACCACUCUCAGACUGAGUCCAGCAGCAGACCCGUUGACCUCUGCAGACCUCCACCAUGGCUCUCUCCAACGACCCGAACUUCGUGAAACUGGAGCAAUGGUUCCAAGCCAACGGCGGGAGCCUGAAUAUGCGGGAGAUGUUCUCUGCAGACCCGGAUCGAUUUAGCAAAUUCAGCUUGUCCGUGACGACAGAUGAUGGGGACCUCCUGCUGGACUACUCCAAGAAUCUUAUCAACCGGGACGUCAUGGAAAUGCUGCUGAGCAUGGCAAAGUCGCGUCAAGUGGAGGAGGCACGUGAGAAGAUGUUCUCUGGAGAGAAAAUCAACUUCACUGAGGGUCGUGCUGUGCUGCACAUUGCUCUUCGUAACCGCUCCAACACUCCGAUCUUGGUCGACGGCAAAGACGUGAUGCCGGAUGUCAACCGUGUGCUGGAAAAGAUGAAGACCUUCUGUCAUAGAGUGCGCAGCGGUGAGUGGAAGGGCUUCAGCGGGAAGAGCAUCACUGAUGUGGUCAACAUCGGCAUUGGAGGCUCUGACUUGGGACCUCUGAUGGUGACAGAGGCACUUAAGCCAUACGCCGCACAAGGCCCCAACGUUUGGUUUGUGUCUAACAUUGACGGAACUCAUAUGGCUAAGACCCUGGCCAAGCUGAAUGCAGAGACCACGCUCUUCAUCAUCGCCUCCAAGACCUUCACCACCCAGGAGACCAUCACCAACGCAGAGUCUGCCAGAGACUGGUUCCUCCAGACCGCCAAGGACAAAUCUGCCGUUGCCAAACACUUUGUGGCUCUUUCCACCAACGCGGUCAAGGUUAAAGACUUUGGAAUUGACACGGCCAACAUGUUUGAGUUCUGGGAUUGGGUUGGCGGUCGCUACUCUCUCUGGUCGGCCAUUGGUCUGUCCAUCGCUCUGCACGUUGGGUUUGAAAACUUUGAGCAGCUUCUGUCUGGAGCUCACUGGAUGGACAAUCACUUCCGCAGUGCUCCCUUGGAGCAGAAUCUUCCGGUCCUCCUGGCGCUUCUGGGCAUCUGGUAUAUAAACUUCUUCAAGGCGGAGACUCACGCCAUGUUGCCCUAUGACCAGUACAUGCACCGCUUUGCAGCCUAUUUCCAGCAGGGCGACAUGGAGUCCAACGGCAAGUACAUCAGCAGAGAUGGCAGACGUGUGAAUUAUCACACCGGACCAAUCGUGUGGGGAGAACCAGGGACCAACGGCCAGCACGCCUUCUACCAACUCAUCCACCAAGGUACUCGCAUGAUUCCUGCCGACUUCCUCAUUCCUGCUCAGUCGCAGCAUCCAAUCAGAAACAACCUCCAUCACAAGAUUCUGAUGGCCAACUUCCUGGCCCAGACUGAAGCGCUGAUGAAGGGGAAAACCUCGGCCGAAGCUCGGAAGGAGCUGGAGGCUGGAGGACUGGAGGGAGACGCCCUGGAGAAGCUGCUGCCUCACAAAGUAUUUGAAGGAAACAAGCCAAGCAACUCUAUCGUGUUUAAGAAGUUGACACCAUUUAUAUUGGGAGCUCUGAUUGCAAUGUACGAACACAAGAUCUUCGUUCAGGGCGUCAUGUGGGACGUCAACAGCUACGAUCAGUGGGGUGUCGAACUGGGGAAACAACUGGCUAAGAAGAUCGAGCCUGAGCUCCAGGACGCUUCCGAGGUCUCCUCCCACGACUCCUCCACUAACGGCCUCAUCAAUUUCCUGAAGAAGAACUUUGCCUAAUACUGUGGUGCGCCCCCCUCCCCACUGCAGAGCCCCCGCUUUGAAAGAUCAUUCCUGGCUUGUCUUUGUCUCGAGCACUUUGUCUUGUCCUUGCGACUGUUUCACUUUAAAGGGAGUCAUGUGUGCAAAGUUACUGUAGGUCCCGUCGUCUGCACUGACCUUCAAAAUAAAGGUGUUGUUUGCCACAA
This is a messenger RNA of Synchiropus splendidus (mandarinfish), 1975 nucleotides long. RefSeq names its product glucose-6-phosphate isomerase a (gene gpia). Gene Ontology annotation, cellular component: cytosol. Gene Ontology annotation, biological process: glycolytic process; glucose 6-phosphate metabolic process; gluconeogenesis. The transcript has 18 exons. The record is from RefSeq and is a predicted model, not a curated record. NCBI's taxonomy places the organism in Eukaryota, Metazoa, Chordata, Actinopteri, Syngnathiformes, Callionymidae. Gene Ontology annotation, molecular function: carbohydrate derivative binding; monosaccharide binding; glucose-6-phosphate isomerase activity. The coding region runs from base 126 to 1787 and encodes 553 amino acids.